CUCUGAACUGCUAGUUCUCCACGUCGAAUACUUUUCCAGGGAGAUGUCGCAGGCUGUCGAUGACCACUACAAGGGAGGUGACUUCUAUGGAAACCCUGCCCAUGAGUAUCCGCAGGACGAUGAACCAGACGUUCGUUCUGAACACUCCAAAGAUGGCUAUGGGGCUACGCAACGCCGUCUGCGGAGCUACCAUAUCAUGAUGAUAGGCAUCUCCAGUGGCAUUGGUACAGGUUUAUUCAUUGGAACAGGAUCAGCGUAUGCGACGUCUGGCCCUGCAGGUCUACUGCUAGCUUACAUCGUUGUCGGCUUCGUGCUUUGGUGUGUUAUGCAAAGUAUUGGAGAACUUGCUACCCUGUUCCCAGUUGCUGGGUCGUUUCCGCAUUUUGCUACGCGUUUCAUAGACCCUGCCGUCGGAUUCUCCUUGGCCAUAUCUUAUGGAUACUGCUACACGAUUUCUAUCGCAGCUGAAUGCUCGGCGUCUGCUGUUUUGGUUUCUUACUGGAGCGACAUAACCCCCGCGGUUGCAAUCACGGUCUCCUUGGUUCUCAUCCUGGUCAUCAACCUCCUGAGCGUCGAGAUUUUCGGCGAAUCCGAGGUCGUUGGCGGAACGAUCAAAGUUGUUUGCUUCUUCGUUUGCGUCGUGACGGCUAUCGUCAUUACUGCUGGAGGCGGUCCAAAAGGCGAGGCGAUUGGCUUUCGCUACUGGAAGGAUCCGGGCGCCUGGUAUGACUACAACGGAAUCCCUGGAUCAUCUGGACACUUCUUGGGAUUCGUCUCUGCUUUCGUCAACGCUUCUUUCUCCUUCAUCGGCGUUGAGACAGUCGCGAUCGCCGCUGCAGAAUCUGUGGACCCCCAUCGCGCAAUUCCGAAGGCUACGAGCCGCGUCACGUACCGUAUUGGAUUUUUCUACAUUUUGGGAGCCUUCCUCAUCGGCUUGAUUGUGGACCCGCGAAACGAGGGCCUUGUUUCCGAUUCGGGUAAUGCGAACAGCUCGCCGUGGGUUAUUGCUAUCAAACAAGCAGGAAUCUCCGUUUUGCCCUCCAUUAUCAACGCAGGCAUUCUUGUCUCAGCAUGGUCCGCGGGCAACUCGUACUGCUGGGUUGGUGCUCGAAUGAUUUUCGCUAUGACCACUGAUGGUCAGUUGCCACAGUUCUUCGCGAAAACGUCCAAAAACGGAGUUCCCUAUGUUGCCGUCAUCGUAUCUUGGCUAUUUGGCCCACUGGCGUAUCUGAGUCUGGGAUCCGGAGGUGCAUCGCAGGCGUUCAAUUGGCUUAUAAACGUGAGCACUGUUGCUGGUCUCAUCGCCUGGGGAACGUUAUGUCUCUGCUCCAUUCGAUUUCGUAGCGCUAUGAAAGCCCAAGGAAUUAGUACGGAUACGAUCCCUUGGACAGCUCCGUUCCAACCAUACACUGCCUGGGUGGGCUUCAUUGGAUCCGUCAUUAUCACUUUGGUGCAGGGCUUUCCCGUGUUUUUGAAAGGGAGCUGGAGUACGCCAGACUUUAUUGCUUCAUACAUUGGAAUUCCGCUCUUUAUACUGCCAAUAGUUGGAUGGAAAGUCUGGUACAAGAGUCCUUGGAGUCGUUCGGAUACCGUGGAUCUAUGGACUGGUCGUCUAGAGGAUAAUAGAUUAAUUGCUUGA
Molecule: messenger RNA, 1639 nt
Organism: Periconia digitata
Lineage: Eukaryota; Fungi; Ascomycota; Dothideomycetes; Pleosporales; Periconiaceae
Source: the annotation of a GenBank genome assembly